AUGGCUGUGUUCAGGCGGACAGUCACCAACGUGGGUCCACCUUCGUCGGUGUACAAGGCCACGGUGAGGGCACCGGAAGGAGUAGAAAUAACGGUGGAGCCAAUGAGUUUGUCGUUUGCAAAGGCAUCACAGAAGAGGAGCUUCAAAGUGGUGGUCAAGGCAAAGCAAAUGAGUCCAGGGAAGAUUGUGUCGGGCUUGCUCGUGUGGAGGAGCCCACGUCACUCGGUUCGGAGCCCCAUCGUUAUCUAUAGUCCUUCUUUCUCGGACAAUAAUCUAUAA
Messenger RNA from Microthlaspi erraticum, 279 nucleotides. Lineage: Eukaryota; Viridiplantae; Streptophyta; Magnoliopsida; Brassicales; Brassicaceae. The record is from the annotation of a GenBank genome assembly.